AUGUUUAACACCUUAAAGAGCAGGGCCAUCGUGUCAGGAGCUGUUGCUAAAGAAUUUACCCGUGGGAGAAGGGUAACUGCCCAAGUUAAUGAUGCCACUCAAAAGAUUGUGAAUCAAUUAUCUGUCUUGUCAGCCAGUAAAAAACAACCAAAACUUUUAAAAUUCUGUCCUGAAGAUAUAAUAAAACAUAGAACAAUCAUGAAUGCAUGGAAGUUGGUCAAACGUAGAAAACAACAAAAGCAACAGGAACAAUUAGCUAAACAAUAUAAUAGUAUUUAUAAUGCUAUGGAAGAUUUAAAGAAUUCAAGACCUGAUUUAUAUGAAAUUGCUAAUUCAAAGGAAAAGAGAUUUAGAUUCCCAUUAGAGAUGAGAGUUCCUACUGAAUAUCCACCUAAUGAUCCUUGGGUUUAUGAUUAUUCUCCACCUGAAUAUGCAAGACGUUAA
Molecule: messenger RNA, 444 nt
Organism: Hemisphaericaspora subhashii
Lineage: Eukaryota; Fungi; Ascomycota; Pichiomycetes; Serinales; Debaryomycetaceae
Product: mitochondrial 54S ribosomal protein mL40
Exons: 1
Coding region: 1-444 (147 amino acids)
Biological process (GO): mitochondrial translation
Molecular function (GO): structural constituent of ribosome
Source: RefSeq, a predicted model, not a curated record